Bufo gargarizans (Asiatic toad) is the source of this 1247-nucleotide messenger RNA. Its product is annotated as protein ANTAGONIST OF LIKE HETEROCHROMATIN PROTEIN 1-like. Bases 252 to 1247 code for a protein of 331 amino acids. The transcript is spliced from 3 exons. The record is from RefSeq and is a predicted model, not a curated record. NCBI's taxonomy places the organism in Eukaryota, Metazoa, Chordata, Amphibia, Anura, Bufonidae.
GAAUGAUGCGAUGCAGAGACAGGGCUGAGCGUCUGAGGAUUGUCGCCAGGAUGAUGCCUGAACAAGAAUUUGCUUUCAAAGCGCUGAUCUUGGUUUCAAGAUAGAGGAAACAACAGCGAGAUAGACGUCGGCGUUGUCUUCGUCGUUAUUGGGUUCAUCCAAUUUCGUCUGCACGGAUUACCGAAGGAGCAUUUGAAGUCCUGUACCCGGAAUUGCGUCAUUAUCCCGAAAAAUUUAAUAAUUUUUUUCGCAUGAACAUGGCUAGCUUUGAUGAGCUCCUAGACCGAGUAUCACCAAGACUGGCCAGGAUGGAUACGUAUUUCCGCAGGAGUGUGUCACCUACAGAACGACUCAUGUUGACCAUCCGCUUUCUGGCUACAGGUGACAGUUUUACGUCGCUACACUACCAUUUCCGGCUUGGGAUUUCAACGAUUUCAACUAUUGUAAAAGAAACGUGCCAAGUUUUAUGGGAGGAACUGCAUGAGGAGUUCAUACCUACUCCCAAUCAGCAGAGAUGGCUUCAAAUUGAAAAAAAAAUUUAUGAGGUCUGUCAAUUUCCGCAUUGUGUCGGCGCAGUGGACGGAAAACAUAUCCGUAUUAUAAAGCCACCAGGUACCGGAUCAGAAUUUUAUAAUUAUAAAAAGUAUUUUUUAAUUGUUUUAAUGGCCAUCGCUGAUGCUGAGUACCGGUUUGUGGCAGUUCAUAUUGGUGCAUAUGGCCGCACCAAUGAUUCAAUGAUUUUCAAAAACUCUUUCAUGGGACGGAGCGUGUACAAUCGGCGCUUUGACUUUCCACCUCCUGAACCUAUGCCUGGAACCGACAGUCCACCACUGCCAUACGUCUUGGUGGGGGAUGAAGCUUUCCAAAUGUCUGGAAACCUGAUUAAACCCUACUCCAGCCGUGGAUUGGAUGCCACAAAACGGAUUUUCAAUUAUCGCUUAACAAGGGCACGAAGAAUGGUCGAGUGCACCUUUGGGAUCCUUGUCUCUAAAUGGAGAGUUUUUGCUAAACCGAUUCAAUUGAAGAUUGAAACAGUAGACGAAGUAGUAAAGUGUGGGGUAGUUCUUCACAAUUUCAUACGGACUAAAGAACCCGCGAUUGAGCGAAUAAUCGAGGACAGCGAAAUGUGUAGUAUUGAAACUUUUGGGCCACGUGGUACUGUUGCUGUGUCCGCCAUGCGAGAUUCAUUUGCUGCCUACUUCAGCUCAGAUGCUGGACGUUUACAGUGGCAGGACCAGAAUGUUUAA